CUGAGAGCUUCCAGACCUGGAACUCCACGACACACGUCAAAAUUGCCUCCUUUCUUCGACCAGGGACAAGAGGCCGCCUAGGUUUCCUAUCACUUGAGAUUUUCGUUUCGCCCCUCGGCUAAUUCAGUAUAUCACUCGACAUGCGGACCGGGAGAAGCUUUGUCUGCUAAUCUCUGAGCCAAGAGCGUCCUCUUUUCCCUUCCCCUCCAUCUCAUCGCAACUGCCGCGGGGCAGCGCGUCGCAUAUUCCUCGAGGGACCCGACGACGACGAAGUUAAUUGCCCCAACCAGCCACCGGUACCCAUCGCUUGGCUUGAGCCCUCGUCAUCCGAUAUGCGUCUCUAUCUCCUCCCCAUCACCACGAGUCGGACUCUCCUCUACUCACAACGACUGAACAUUGCGACGACGAAUCAACAAGGCUUGGCAGAUAAGGUCGGCAAGAGGGCAGCCAAAUUGUGGGCUGGCUGGGAAGCAAAAGAGAGCGGAUGGCAGAAGAAGGUUGUGAGCUAUGGAAACUACGCCCUACGUCGAAUUCCGUACGAAGAAUGGGGGUUGAAGUCGGUGCCGCCCAUUUCUGCGAGACGCAAGGAUGAGGAGCUCAAGGGCAAGGAGAAGAUUGAAUUAGUCUUCCCGGAUACCAUCAUCCCAACAAAGCAGGCUGAGCAGGUUGUCAGAACCCUGGCCACCGAACGAGAUGCGUUGCACAAGAGGAAGCUCAUAUGGUGCUUGAUUGGCAUGCCCAUCUCGGCGCCGUUCGCCCUGGUGCCGGUGAUACCUAAUCUGCCAUUCUUCUAUCUCGUCUACAGAGCUUGGUCGCAUUGGCGCGCUCUGGAGGGAGGCAAGCACCUCCGAUUCCUCGUUGACAAUAAACUCCUGGCCCUGUCCCCGUCAAAGCUACUGAAUGACAUUUAUACGCCUUUAAUCCCAGAAAACACAACCGUAACACCGUCGAAACCAGCCCUUGGCAGCACGGAGCCUUUGAAAGGCAAGGGAGAAAACGCAAAGGACGAGGCAAUCCUACUUUCGCAGGCCAAUGGCCAACGAAUCGCCAAGACGCUUGAUGUACCCGAGCUGGGCGUCGAAAUUGAGCGGGCCAUCUGGCAGGUGAACCAUGCCAAGAAGGCCAAGGAGGAAGAGGCUUCUGUUGAAGCCGCGGACGAUGCCGCAAAGGAAGCCGCGAAACAGGUCAACGUCGAUCCCACGACGGAUAAAGAAAAGCCUUCCGACCCAAGCAAGGAGAAGAAGUAGCCUCAGCAACGACUUGUAGGAUGAUGGACGUCUGUAAUGUUUGCAAUGUAUGCUCUCUAGACGUGAGCUGGUUCGGCCUGAUGUAUGUAUGACGAUAAAGCCCCGCUCCGAUAGACAGACUCUUCUCUUUUUGCUUUUGGGUCAGGCUAGAAUUAUGAAGUUCCAUUCCGCCUGAUGACGAUUUGGUGGAGUUGUUCAAUGUGGCCCGGGAUGGGGUCCAUGACAUUUUACGUAGCCUCGGUAGCCGAAUACAUGUGGAAGCCGUGGGCUCGAAGGGCCGGUAGACAUCCACAAAUACACAUCAACCCGAAUGCCAACGCAACCCGGCGAGCGGUAUCUUUGGAAAAGGGACUUCGUAGCCUGGGCACGAGCGACCCCCACUGCCGUGCGCUCUCGUCCGCGUCGUCGUCAGUCUCGCAGAAGAAAUCGUACUCCUCGCCCUCGUGCUCCUUCCAGUGCGCCGCCCGAAUGUGGACCUUUGGCUGCUUCUUCUGCUGCUGCUGCUGCUGCUGCUGCUUCUGAGACGGCGGCCACGGCGGCUGGUUCGAGGUAGCCAUGACGAUGAGCCCCCUCGCCGCGACCUCGUCUUGGCGAUCGCACUCUGCGAGGAUGUCGAGGAUCUCGUCCCUCGUGUACAUUGUGCUCUCCCGCGUCAGGGCUUCCGACUUCCAGGCCAUGGCGGCCUUGUGGCGGAGGAGUCUCUGGGUCGGGCUCACGUCGCCGCGGCCCUGUUGGCGUCUCUUUUCGCGCAGUUUUUGGUGGCAGCGUUGCGGUGCGACGGCGUGGACGUCUGGGUUUAGGGGUGAGGGCACGAGGGGGCUGUAGCCUGCCCGGCUUGGUAGUUGUGACAUUUGAAGCAUUUUUUUUUUUUUGUGAUUGUUGUGUUGGUGCUUCUUUUCUUCUUCCUUUUUAGGUGUGUCUGUCUAAUCCGUGUAGUGAUAUUUUGCUUGACUUGGAGACGUACAAUUAGGCGUGUAAUUAGGGCGAUGAUCGGUUUGGAAAGAUGUGGGUUCUUUAGUCUCUGUGAGAGAAAGAAGACGUGGGUCGCUUUCGAGAAGGUAUUGGUGAAUUGUUAACCAACAGUUAUCGACAUGAUGUUGCGAAGGAAGAUUAUGAUUGCUCCGGGAAGGGAGACGGAGGGGACGGGAGGAAGGUGGCCAAUGUCAAUAAUGGAGGCGAAUGAAAAAAAGUGCGAAUUGGUAUGCUGGUGUGGUGGUGAAGAGAUAGCCCCGAGAUAUGAGAGAUAUGGAGCUGGACGCCCGUCUGGAAUGUCUCUGGAGGGAACUAGACACGAGAGGGAUGGACCCGACGUUCCUCCCUGGUGUCAGUCGCGAGAUUUCCACCCUGUAACUGCAAUGUUCCACACGAUUUGGCGGAUUGGAUGUGAUAAGCCCAGGUAUUCAGUCAAAAGGUAAGGUUAGAAAGAGAGACGAGCAGGCAUAAACAUGGAAAACGAGAGGAUGAAAUGUGAAUGGGGAUUUUGCGAGAAAGAGCCACGAACUCAAGUGCGGGCAUGUCGGGUGUGCCAAUUG
Colletotrichum scovillei is the source of this 2779-nucleotide messenger RNA. RefSeq lists its product as uncharacterized. Gene Ontology annotation, cellular component: mitochondrial inner membrane. The coding region runs from base 333 to 1247 and encodes 304 amino acids. NCBI's taxonomy places the organism in Eukaryota, Fungi, Ascomycota, Sordariomycetes, Glomerellales, Glomerellaceae. Gene Ontology annotation, biological process: potassium ion transport; proton transmembrane transport. The transcript has 2 exons. The record is from RefSeq and is a predicted model, not a curated record.